AUGGAUACUUUACAAGAUAAAACUGAAACAAAUAAUGCUACUCCCUGUACUCUUAAAGAGACACUUGACAAUAGUACUUUGAGUAGUACCAUUACCUCCCCCAUAGAAAAGUCGACAUCUCCAACUCUUGUCGAAAAUCUUAAAGAGGGUAAUGAUAAUAAAGAUGGAUUAUUAGGUAUUAGUACUACUAAUGCUACUAUCACUACUAAUAUUAAUAAUAAUAAUAAUAAUAGUAAUAAUAGUAAUAACAAUAAAGACGAAGAUAUUAUUCCUACAGCUAUAGUUAUUAAAAACAUUCCAUUUGCUAUCAAAAAAGAGCAAUUAUUAGAGUAUAUUGGUAACCUAAAUUUGCCCCUACCUUAUGCUUUUAAUUAUCAUUUUGAUAACGGUGUCUUUAGAGGAUUGGCAUUCGCCAACUUCGCCACCAUUGAGGAAACUAAUGCUGUUGUUUCUAGUCUAAAUGGUAAAGAAAUUGGUGGCAGAAAGUUACGUGUUGAAUACAAAAAAUUAUUACCUCAAGCUGAACGUGAUAGAAUCGAAAGGGAAAAAAGAGAAAAAAGAGGUCAGUUAGAAGAACAACAUAGAUCUAUUUCGAAUUUAUCCCUAUCAUCUAUGAUUAGUCAACAACAGCAGCCUUUACACAAUAAUACUAUUAAUAAAAAUAUCAACACUAUUAAUAAUAACAACAACAAUAACAAUAAUACUAAUGGUAACGCUAGUAAUGGAACCAAUAGUAACGCAUACUCAAGUAAUGGAUUAAGUCUGCAGAAUAUUAAUAAUUUUAUUACUGGACAUACAACAUUGAACAGUAUUAAUAAUAAUACUGCAGGUAUCAUAAACCAACCCUUAAGCGCACAACCUACCAAUAUGUCUAAUUAUUCAAAUACCAUACCAAUGUCUUUAAAUAAUAAUAAUAGUACUACUUCUACUACUAAUACUACGGCUACUCAAAACAUGAACAAUAACAUGAACGCGAAUAAUCCAACAAGAAAUUUAGAAAGAUUUUAUGCACCAUUGCCCUCAACCACUAAUAUGCCAUUGCCACCGCAGCAUUUAGAUUUUAACGACCCAGACAUUUUGGAAAUUUAUUCCCAAUUAUUGAUUUUUAAAGAUAGAGAAAAAUAUUACGGUGAAUUAGCUUACCCUCAAGGACUAACUGCCAACCAUAAGAGGGUAAUCAACGUUAUAUGUUCUUUUUUAUGCUUGUAUGAAGUUUAUGAUCCAGAGUUUAUUAUUAUACGUAGAUCAGAACAACCACAGCAACCUUUAUGGUUCAAUUCACACUUCAUGCUGACACAACAACAAAAUCAACAACAAAAUCAACACCAGCAACACCAGCAACAACAACAGCAACAGGUAAAUUCUUCAACUGGGUUUUCUUUACAACCCUCUUUACAACCCAAUUCUACUGGGGGUUCUAUUUCCAAGUCACACUCAUAUACAAGUUUGUUACAAGCACAGCAUUAUGCUGCUGCAGCUAAUACUAGUAUGGGAGCUACUAGUCUGUAUCAAGAUAGCAAUUCUCCACCUCAGAUUUACCAAACCAUAAGCAACAUACCUAAUGGUAACAUGGACAUAAUAAAUAAAUUACAAAGACCACCCUCUGCUAAUGCGAAUAUCGUUUCAGGUACCACAUCUAGUAUUAUUAAUCCCUCCAUGAUGCAACCCGGAAGAAUUCCCUCAAAUACUGCAAACUCUAAUAACAUUCUUCUGAAUAAUAAUCUGAAUAGUAGUAGCCUUACAAACAGCCCCAACACUAUUACUGUAGCCACUUCAAACACAAAUACUUUGAGCAAUCCACUUUUAAGAAACCACAAAGCUACGCCACCCUCAAUGCACACGAUGCCUGUCACUCCAAGCAUGAGCCGCACCCCUUUUUACCCAGUCAAUAAUAGUUCACAGCAGCAACAAACACAACAAGGUAAUGCUAAUGGUAUUACUAAUACUCCCAGCCAAUUAUUGCCACAAAACACUAAUGGUAGUGUACAUUCUACGUAUUCUACUCAAUCGUAUUAUGAACCAUCGGGUAAUAGUUUGUAUACCUCGUUAAGUAUGUCUAAUUUAUUGGGUUCGCAAGCAAUGGGUCAUUCCAAUAGUUUUCAACAAAUUUUAAAUAACAUAACCAGUAGUACACCUGCAAAUGAUUAUCCCACUACAGGGGUUAAUGUUAUGAGUUCCUCCGCUGGCUUGCAAUCGAGUUCAAUGCAAUUUACUGCUGGUCAUUCAAUUGGUGGUCAUAUAAAUAAUUCUAACAAUACUUUAAGUAAUGCUAAUGACAAAAUUAAUGAUAAUGAUACUAAUGAUGAUAAUGACAAUGAUGAUGAUGAUGAUGAUUAUGAUGAUGAUGAUGAUGAUGAUGACGACGAUGAUAAUGGCAACGAUACAAAUAUAGAAUUUGAUAUGACUAAAGGUUUGAGUGGAUUAGAAUUGUAA
This is a messenger RNA of Saccharomycodes ludwigii, 2433 nucleotides long. It is a transcript of the gene PIN4, whose product is annotated as Pin4p. NCBI's taxonomy places the organism in Eukaryota, Fungi, Ascomycota, Saccharomycetes, Saccharomycodales, Saccharomycodaceae. Gene Ontology annotation, molecular function: RNA binding. The record is from RefSeq and is a predicted model, not a curated record. The transcript has a single exon. Bases 1 to 2433 code for a protein of 810 amino acids.